This is a messenger RNA of Hansenula ciferrii, 1245 nucleotides long. RefSeq names its product E3 ubiquitin-protein ligase. NCBI's taxonomy places the organism in Eukaryota, Fungi, Ascomycota, Saccharomycetes, Phaffomycetales, Wickerhamomycetaceae. The record is from RefSeq and is a predicted model, not a curated record. The transcript has a single exon. Bases 1 to 1245 code for a protein of 414 amino acids.
AUGCAAUUCUCAACUUUAUUACCAGUCGCUUUGGCUAUCAUGCCAAUGGUCAAUGCUUACGCCAACGUCGCUGUUCGUUUUGAUGACCAAUUAUUGAAAAGAGCUGAAAAUGGUACUUAUCAAGUUGGUUCUUACGCUGAUUCAUCAUCAUCAUCAGCUUUACCAGAAGCUUCCUCUUCUGACGUUCAAGGCCAAUCUCAACAAGCUUCAUCUUCUGAUGUUCAAGCUCAAGCUCAACAAGCUUCAUCUACUGCUGGUGAUUCAACAAUCUAUGAAACUUUGACCACCACCGUUACUACUGAAAUUCCAACUUAUGUUCCAACUACUGAUGCUAAUGGUCAAGCUUCAUCUGUUUUAUCCACUUCAACCAUUACCUAUUUCUCAACACUUACUCAAGAACAAUCAUCAUCUGCUGCUCCUCAAGGUCAAGCUUCUAGUUCAGCUGCUGAAGGUCAAGGUGUUCAAGAAUCAGUUAGUACUGCUGGUGAAUCAGUCUACCAAUCUGGUGAUUCAACAAUUACAUCAGUUGUUUUGACCACUUACACUUUAGCAGAAUCUUCAACUUCAGCUACUCCAACCAAUGAAGGUGAACAAUCUCAAGCUCAAUCAUCAGAAGCUCCAGUCUCUUCUUCAGCUGACUCAUUAAACAUUGAUGAAGCUGGUAAACAAGUUCAAGCUAACAACAAUGGUGCUCAAUCUUCAUCAUCAGCUGCUGCAAUUACUUCUGCUCCAGUUGCUGAAUCUUCAUCCGCUGCUCCAGAAGCUCAAGGUGCCGUUUCAACUGUCACUGUUACUGUUACAAAUGAUAACUGUGCUGCCUCUUCUGCUCAAGAUCAAGUUUCAACCGUUACUAGUACAAUUACCACCAAGAUCCCAUUAACUGCUGAAUUCACAAUUACCGGCUCAAAUGGUGAAGUUCAUACCGUUUCAACUUCAACUGAUAUUGACCAAACCACCACCCAAGUUGUUUACUUAACUCAAACCACAACUUUACCAUCAUCAUCCGCUGCUGCUGAAGCUACCGCUACAGGUUCAAUUGACCAAGCUGGUUCUGGUACAAAUGCUACUCAACCACAAGCAACCAACUCUGCAUACGGUUCAGCUUUAUAUGGUAACGGUACAACUUCUGGUAACUCAACUAGUUUGAGUCCAAGUGCUUCACAAUACAGUAUCACUGCUAGUGAUUAUGCUUCAAAUGGUUCAGUUCAAAAACGUUCAUUUUUAAGACGUAUUAUUGGUUAUUGA